AUGCCGUUCUUUGCGAACACGCCCGAAUCUCGACUGGGCCGAUCCGACUCGAAGAAUGUCUCGACAACAUGCAGAGGCGUUACCUUGAGCGGCCUGCCGUGCCGUCGCCCGAUAGCUACAACAACCAAAAGCGUUGUAAACUCAAGUGAGGAGAGCUUGUACUGCUGGCAGCACAAGGACCAGGCCACUUCCUCCCCAAACUCGACUCCGGGUCCAACCAAGUCCCACACGCCGAUACUGGAACACCGAACGAGCGUCGACACACUUAUCGAGCGGCUAGGGAUCGUCCGCACCAAGUCGGAGAAACCACAGCAUGGACACGCAGGCAGAAAACAGCAGCACCGGCCGACCAAGAUGGCACGCCCUAAACCGAAGAAGGAGGCCGUCUUUUGCUGCUGCUUCCGUGUCCCUGUCGACGAGAUCCCUCCACCACCGCGCCCAAGACCGCAGCCGGUUCAACCGGUUCAGCCGCCCACCGUGUCCACGCCUCCCCUGUCCAGCGGGAAGAAACAGUCGAGCCAGUACCUGACUCCUUCACCAUCCCCGUCACGUCCGCGGCCAAGCCCCUCAGGCCAGUCUCUAGGACGCUCGUCGCGCCGCGGCUCCGAAAUCUCGCAAACUGCUCAGUUCAUGUCGCUGAUUCCGGCGGAUGCCUCCGCCCAGACAGCUUCACAGCUCCUUGCGGAGCUGGCAAAACCGAUCUCAGUCGGAGAGGAGGCCGGGUACAUUUACAUAUUUUGGCUCACGCCCGAGUCGGAACCCGCGAGGCCGCCAGCUGAGGCGGCCCGCUCGCUCCUAGCGCCGCCGUCCACGCCCCCGCGCAACGGACGGCGGCCGAGCGACGUACUGAGAUCGUUCGCUAGGGAAGUAGACGACGGGGACGACGGAGGUGGCGAUGACGCCGCCGGCACUAAGAAAAAGAUUCUCCUCAAGAUCGGUCGGGCCACCAACGUGCAGCGCAGGCUGAACGAGUGGCAGCGCCAGUGCGGAUAUAAUCUGUCCCUGAUCAGGUACUAUCCGUACAUUCCGUCGAGCAGCCCAGCUGCGGUGCCCCGCAAGAUACCGCACAGCCACAAGGUGGAGCGGCUGGUGCAUAUUGAGCUCACCGGCCGCGGCAUGCGGGUGGCCGAUCGGGAGAAGUGCGAGACCUGUGGCAAGGAGCAUCGGGAGUGGUUCGAGGUGCCGGCGACGAGGGCAGCAGUGGCAGAGGUGGAUGAAACCGUGAGGCGGUGGUCGGAUUGGGAUGAGGCUCAGGGGUGA
Messenger RNA from Canariomyces notabilis, 1260 nucleotides. RefSeq names its product DUF1766-domain-containing protein. The transcript has 2 exons. Lineage: Eukaryota; Fungi; Ascomycota; Sordariomycetes; Sordariales; Chaetomiaceae. The coding region runs from base 1 to 1260 and encodes 419 amino acids. The record is from RefSeq and is a predicted model, not a curated record.